CAGCUUUUCAACCACCUGGGCGUUUCUGGAGACAUAAGUCCGUCAAGAUGACUAUUCCAGCCUCAUAUGAUGCGGUGAAGUCUCACCUUGAGCAAGUCCACCAGAACCCUUCAACGCCUCUGGAUAUCACCCUCCUUGACAAGCUGAAGAUCGAGCUUACAGAGACUACGGAUCGCGUUGUGCCAGCAACGCUUCUGACGCAAAUAUCACAGCUUCUCCCCGUGCUUCAAGAAGAUCCCACUCCUAUCACUACUCUGGGAAUCAAAGCAACAGCAAAUCUUACCUACACUGACCUACGAUCCGUCGAUCCGCCUAUUGACUUAAUCGCGGGGUUCAAGGCGCCAUCGCCACCCAUCAACCUGCUAGCUCUCUCGUUGCUAAGCAAAGCCGGGAAGCUUCCCAGCGAUGCAGCUAUUGUUGCGGGAGAACCGGAGCUUAUUGUUUCUCUUGUAGAGCUCUGGCUUUCGACAUCUGAGACUGCGGUUUCUCAGGCGGCUUUGGACACUCUUUGGGCCCUCCUUGAGAUUGACCUUUCAGAAAAUGAGGAUAUUGGCGGUGGACAAGGUCUUGUAUGGAGGAGGAUCUUUACAGAUAGGGACGUUUAUGGGCGGCUCUUUUCCUUGUGCAGCCUUACUGACGAUGGCCCGGGGAGCCUGCCAAAACGCGAGAAGACCGUGGCUCAGGGCAGGCUGAUGGGCUUUCUGGUGAAAACAGGCAGACUACACUGGGAAAUGAUAUCAAGCUUGCAGAUUCCAGAAAUUGAAGCUAAGUACCAAAGCAGCAGCCUGCUACACUUCGCAGCUUGCCAGAUGGUCGAUAAAAGCGACGUUCUGAUGCAUAUGACCCUAUUGAACUUUUUCCACGACCUCCUCGAGAUCGAUGCCCCUGGUCUGCUAGCUAGAGGCCAUGUGCAAUCAACAUCCACGUCCUCCUCCCCUGCAUUGGAUUUUCUCAUCUCACACAAACUGCAUUCCACGGUAUUGGAUUACUACUUGGAUGAAUCGAAACUCGACCCUGUGGAUCUCAAUUACCUAUCAGGUCCAAUCAUGGCUUACGUGGCACAGUAUGCCGAACUAUACCCGAACCAUUUUAUGCAAAAUUCACAGGAUCUCUUGGAUGAAAUAUUGUCACGUGUUGCUGGAUCUCUGGAUAUCUCAUCUUCUCGGUGGGCACAUGGGCCAGUACCAAGCGGCCAACUUAACGUUCUCUCUUCUCUGCCUCGAGUGCUCCUCGUCGAAGCUAGUAAGCAAGGACUGAACCCUGUGCUGACUCUUCCUACCAAGCCCCCGAGCAAGGAAGUAUUCGAUACAUUGGCCAAACUUUUCCAUGGCCCCCUCAAACACGAGGAAGCCGACUCUAUGGAGUUGAAUCCCUCCGGUCACACCCCAACAGACUGGCAUAAAGAAGCAGCGGCAGCUCGGAUUCUCUACUUUAUGUAUAUGAAUGAUCAUGCGAACUUGUGGACGGACAUUGUCGCUGCAGCUGAUGUCCUAGUCAUGAAGGAUGUCUCCCUUGCAUCCAUUUCAUUUAUGAAGGCCAUCAUCACAGCAAACUGGCAUGAUUUAACAGAUGAAGUAAUUUCACCUGUCGCCGAAACUACCAGAUACCAACUUCCAUCCGAAGAGGGACUGGGAACACUGUCUCCAGCUGCACAAGGAUUGCUUCCUUCGUCAGGCGUUUGGGCUGCGCUCACACCCCCGGCUUUGACCUCAUUGUUGCCUUAUCUUUUCAAACCACCACGCACAUAUGCUGAAUUCGUUGGUGGUGGCGCAGGAGAUUCGCAAAAUAUCGUCUGGAAGGUUGCUACUGCAAAGUAUGACGUUCUAGUUGCCCUGCACAACCGCCUAAGAGAAAUGGGUGGCCAAGUAGAGGGUUUUGAUGACAUCCUACGAUCACUCAAACAGCGAGUCGAUGAAGGGCCUUGGGGGGCAGUCGUGGAGACAGGAAAUAUGGUCGAGGCUGUAGGACUAUGAGCUGCCGCUGCUUUGCAAAUUGUAUCGAGUGGAUUGAAAGGCUUUUCUUUCUCUUGUGUUACUACUCAAUUCAAUAUUUAAUUUUAUAACG
Aspergillus wentii DTO 134E9 is the source of this 2064-nucleotide messenger RNA. RefSeq lists its product as uncharacterized. NCBI's taxonomy places the organism in Eukaryota, Fungi, Ascomycota, Eurotiomycetes, Eurotiales, Aspergillaceae. The coding region runs from base 48 to 1973 and encodes 641 amino acids. The record is from RefSeq and is a predicted model, not a curated record. The transcript has a single exon.